Molecule: messenger RNA, 273 nt
Organism: Penicillium pulvis
Lineage: Eukaryota; Fungi; Ascomycota; Eurotiomycetes; Eurotiales; Aspergillaceae
Exons: 1
Coding region: 1-273 (90 amino acids)
Source: RefSeq, a predicted model, not a curated record
AUGUAUGAUGGCCGUCUUGUCGGCUUCAAAAGUCGCUCCGCUUCUUCUUUCCCAGUCGAGCGCCUCGUUGAUAAUGGAUUCAAUUCCUUCCCGAUUACUCUACGCGGUCGGCCUAGUCACCCAGGCGGUAAAAUCAUCCACAAAGGCAACUGCUCCUCCCUGGCUGUCGAUCUAUCUUUGCACGAGGUCUGCGUUAAAGAAAAGAAAGAGAAUCGGAGACAGGGGCGAGCCCUGCGGCAGUCCAGCUUGUGGCAGGCUUUGAGUCUCCGAUAA